Molecule: messenger RNA, 3272 nt
Organism: Nasonia vitripennis (jewel wasp)
Lineage: Eukaryota; Metazoa; Arthropoda; Insecta; Hymenoptera; Pteromalidae
Exons: 3
Coding region: 2924-3232 (102 amino acids)
Source: RefSeq, a predicted model, not a curated record
UUUAUACCCAUCGAAAUUGUCAACUUUCAUAUCGAAGUCGACAUUUAAAUCCAUUAUUAAAUACCAAACUAUAUUCAUGUUUAGAGUUUUUCAAUUUUUUUCCACUCACUUAAUCAGAGAGACUACUAUUCAUUUCGUUAUUUGCUCAAACAUAAGAUCUCCUUGGGAGUACUGCGUGAACGGAAUUUCCGUCCAUAUGUUAUAAGAUAUAUUGUAUAAGGAUUAUUAUUUUGCCUUUUUAAACUGCUAAGCAUAAUUAUAAUGGAAAAACUAUGUAUAUCAUAGGACAAAACAAACUUGGCAAUAUAUUAAUCUAAAUACUGUUUAUUUUUUUAGUUUCAUUGCAAGGUUAUAACAUUUAGAGCUCUAUAUCCAACAUAUCAUAAGAAUAAAACCGACUUAUGAUAUCAUUUUUAUGUAAACAAAAGAGAGAAAACAUUGAUUUUUUUUAGUGGAUCAGAGUAGGGAGAAUUUUUUCGUACAAAGUUAAUUUACAAUUUUAUUUAAUAGUGACUUAAUUAUAACAUCGACCUUGAUGCAAAAGCCAACGUUUUUGACAGUGUAUAAGAAAAACUGGCGACUUCGGAAAUUAAGUUCGAGUUCAUUUGUCUCUUACAGGUUUCAUAGAAACACCGCAAACCAACUAUCUCGAAAAAUGGUCUCCAAAACCGCUAUUAUCGUUCUUUUCGCCUUCCUGGCUGUUGCUCUGGUAUGUUUUAAACUUUUUAGUAUUUUUUCGAUAUACUACGUGACAACAAUUACAGAGAUAUAUUUUUUUCAGGCUAAGCCCGCUGAAAAUCCUUUAGGUUCGAUAGAUUCAUCCGGCAUCAAUGCGUGAGUCAAAUUUAUAUAAAUAAAUAUAAAUAAAUAUAUAUAUAUAUAUACUAUAUAAAUACUCCAUUUAUUUAUAUAUGCUAAAAUUAUGACAGCGUAAUCGACAAUUACGAUCUGUUCAGAGUGCGAAAUGGAGUCAAAGUCGUGAGCAAGGGUUUCUCUGACACCUAUGAAGGCACGAAGCAGAGUGUAGACAACACCGUCGAGUCCACCAAAGACUUGGGCCAGAAGGGCAUCGAGACUGGUUUCAACAUCGGCAAGAACAUUGUUAGAACUUUCACCAAGCCUGUCGAAUUAAUCAGCAACAUUGCUGGAAAUAUUGGAAAGUAUUAAUCAUAACGAUGUUAUUAGAUUAUGCGUUAACUUGACUAACUGUUUUGAAGAGUCUAACGACGAUCUCUCGUAUGUUUUGCAUAAAAUAAUUUCAAAAAAUGGAAUAUAUGGUAUCACUUUUUAUUUAUUCAUCGCUGCCUUCAAAAUGUUUCGAUCAAAAACGCUUUCAUGCGAAAGAAGUAUACAGCUUCUAAAGUUAAUUAAAAUUUAUAUAUUAGUUGGAAAAUAAUACGUUGUUAAAUGAUUCAUUAUUAUAAUGAACAAAUUUACCUUGAAAACUUAACGCAAAAGAACUGCAUAAUAUUAUCGUUCGAUUUUAUUCUCACUGGACCUUAUAUUAUCUUUAAAAAUAAUCGAUGACAUGAAAUUUAUGCGAAAGGUGACAAUGUAGACAGUAUAUAAAUGAGGAUCUGAGCCUUCGAAGAUCAAGUUUAAGUGCAAAUGUCUCUUAUAAAAUUUUAAUAUUAACACUGCAAAUCCAUUUUCUGGCAAUAUGGUCUUCAAGAUUGCUAUUAUCGUUUUCUUCACCUAUUUAGCCGUCGCUUUGGUACGUAGUUUACAAAUAUAAUUUGUCAUUUAACUACAAAAACUUAACUAUAAAAUGUUAAGUUGUAAGGGUAACUAUAGAAUGUUAAGUUGUAAGGGUGUACCUCAAGGCACUAUUUUGGGACCACUCCUGUUCAUUAUCUAUGUAAAUGACUUGUUAACUGAUCGGAAUGAAAAUACUAUCUCAUAUGCUGAUGAUACAGCUAUUAUUGCAACUGAUGACACUUGGGAGAAGGUUGAAAGUAAAAUGAAUAAGUACUUAGAGGAUGUAAGUACUUGGCUAGAACUAAAUAAAUUAUCCUUGAAUGUAACAAAAACUGUGUAUAUAAGUUUUGGUAAUUAUAAAGAUAGUGUUCCAGUUGAUCUGGACAUUUAUAUACAGGGUAAUAGAUUAAGCAGGGUUGAAUCGUGUAAAUAUCUGGGUAUUAUAUUUGACUAUAAUUUAAAAUGGGAUAAACAUAUUGAGUAUAUAAUAAAGAAAACCAAAUAUAUAUAUAUAAUGUAUAAAAUGUCGAAAUAUAUGCAACAGAUACACUCAAAAUGAUAUAUUAUGCAUUCUUCCAUAGCAUUAUAAGCUAUGGAAACAUAGCAUGGGGUGGUGCUUAUAAAAAUAAGCUCGACCUACUACAAAGGGCAAAAAAAAGUAUUUUAAAACUUGUAAACAAGAAUAAAUUCGAUGAAGAAAGUCCUUUGAAUAUGAAACAAAUUUUUGCAUAUGAGUGCGUAAUAUACCACUAUAUUGAUCUCGAGAAAUUAUAUGUAAUGUCCAGCAGUGUAACUAGAAACAAACUUAUAAUACCGCCUAAGAGCUCUAAAGCAGUUAGUGGUAAAAAUAACUACAUAAGAGCGAUACAAGUAUACAAUUGUCUUCCAAAGAACAAAAUUAAUCUUAAAGUCUUAGAUAUUAGCAAAAAAUAUAAUAAGAACAAAAUUAAAAAAUGGAUUAAGAAAAAUAUAUUAUAAAAUUAAUAGUAUAUUACAAGCAAUAUUUGAAUAACAUAAUUAGAAUCUGUUAUGGUUUUGGGUUUUGUUAAAAUUGUUUGAUUCUGUUCAAGAUUUUCUGAAGAUCUUGGAAUCUAGUUUUAAGUAGUUCUUAAGUAGUUCUAAGUAGUAUGUAUCAUACUGGACCUAUGUUCAGGUAGCUGUGUCUACCUCUAUAGGAUGUUUUGGCUGCCUCGGACAUAUCAAGUAUGUCCGGAGGUUAGCAAACAUGUAUUACAUGUAUAACUUAUGUAUUACUUGUAUUACUCUGUCCAAACCUGCUGAUAAUCCCAUGGAUUUAUUUGCUUCAAACAUUCCUGGCCUAAAUGCUGCACAAAGUGGCCUUGGAAGUGUAAGCAAAGGAAUUUCCGAUACUUACAAGGAAGCGCAAGAUAAUGUAGGCGAACCAGUUAAUUUCUUCCGAAGGAUAGCCGAGAAUGGCAUAGAAGAUGGUAUGAAUAUUGCCGAGAGAGGAGUAAGACUUUUUACUUCACCCUUAGGUAACCUCAGAAAUAUUGCUGCGAAUUUCGGAAUAUAAAAACUACUAGUUAUAUAGCUACACUGUUUGAUAAAAUAUA